AUGGCUGUUUCGGGGCUGUCCUUUGCUCAUAUUGUCCAGGAUCCCGAAGAUGAUCCAGAUCCUGAAACAGAUCCCGAAUCAGAUCCCGAAACGGAGCCAGAAACGGAUCCAGAAUCGGAAUCAGAAACGGAAACUGAAACGGAUCCUGAGAACGAGCCGGAAUCUGUGCCCGAAUCCGAAUCGAAAACCACAACUGUUACACCCCCAACUUCGACCACCCCCAAGGAUUGUAAUAUUUACUACAGGGAUUAUGAAUGGGCUCUCCAGGAUUGCGUCUGCCGUUGUUUCCAAAAUGGGUGUCUUAUGAAAAUAGAAAACGAUCAGCGAAUAAGUGAUGGCAAAACUCCACUUGUACCCGUUUCGGAGGAUCUUUGUCGAAGCUUUAUCAACAAAAAGUGUAGCGUGGGAUUCCCCGUGGUCGCUGAAUUCCCCAUUCCAGCUCCUUGCGGCUGCAAUCGAUUACCAGGAUCAAUCGCCACCGAGCGUUUCUACAGCCUGUGCCACCUGCUAAAAUACUCAUCUGAGAACAAAAAACCAUUCCUUACAUACUCUUAUUGUUGGCCCAUCUAA
Molecule: messenger RNA, 570 nt
Organism: Drosophila subpulchrella
Lineage: Eukaryota; Metazoa; Arthropoda; Insecta; Diptera; Drosophilidae
Product: salivary glue protein Sgs-5-like
Exons: 3
Coding region: 1-570 (189 amino acids)
Source: RefSeq, a predicted model, not a curated record